CAUUGCCGCCCUUCUUCCCUUGGCGUUUUGGUCACACAUCUGAAAACGAAAUGCUGGCCAGGCCGGUGCGGCUCCCCGCUUCCAACGAACCCGCCGCCGCCGCCGCAGCAGCAGAAGCAGCCACAGUAGUUUCCAUCCUCAGCGGCGCGGACCCGGACCGGCUCCCAGCGUCCGGCAUCAACCCGGACCCCUCCCUGCUCCCUCACCUCCGCCAGUCGCUCACCACCAUCCCGGAGUCCGCCUUCCCGGCGCUCGCCCGUUGGACCGGCCCCGCCACCGCCGUUUCCCUUCUCGCCUCCCGCGGCCUCUUCGCUGCCUCCUGGCGCCUUCUCCUGUCACCUUCCUCGCCGCCCCCACCCCUCGACGCCUUCGCCCCGCUCAUCCGCCGGUACGCCCGCCUUGGCCGCGCCACCGCCGCCCUCCGCGCCUUCCACUUCCUCCGCCGCCACCCCGACCGCUACUCGGUGGUUGAUGGUGGUGACUGCUCCCCCGCGGCGACAUGCCUUCUAAACAUGACCGUCGGGGCGCUCUGCAAGGAGGGCCACCCGCGGCCGGCCGCAAAGCUCAUCCAGCGGUGCCGGCACGAGGAGGGGACCCUGCCGGCACCCGACGAAAGGACCUACAACAUGCUCCUGGACGGCUGGUCCAGUGCUCGCCGGCUAGAAAAGGUGGAGAAGCUCUGGGCCGAGAUGCGUCUAGCGGGCGUGCGCUCGACGGUGGUCUCUUAUGGGACUCUCAUCAAGGCGCUUUGUAUGAUGCAGCAUCCGGACAAGGCUGCGUCUCUUCUCGACGAGAUGCGGGAGCAGGGGAUUGAAGCGAAUCUGCUUACCUGCAACCCCAUUGUGUACUCGCUCGCGCUGGCUGGCCGAUUUCAGGACGCCUACAAGUUGCUCGAGAAAUUUCCUCUUUACGGAGUCGCGCCUAAUAUCUCAACAUUCAACUCGCUCGUGCUGGGUUACUGCAAAUAUGGGGACCUUGCCGGGGCUAGCAGUGUGCUCAAGGCGAUGAUAGGGAGGGGUAUCCUGCCAACCGCCAAAACAUAUAACUAUUUCUUCGUCUUCUUUGCCAAGACCUGCAACGUUGAGCUGGGGAUGAAUCUUUAUAACAAGAUGGUUAACAAUGGCUAUGCGCCAGACCAGAUCACUUAUAACCUCUUGAUCAAGAUGUUGUGUGAGGCUAAUCGACUUGAAUUAGUGGUACAGAUGAUAAAGGAGAUGAAAACUAGUGGUUUUGAGUCAGAUCUGGCAACAAGCACCAUGCUGAUACAUUUGCUUUGCCGAAGUCAUCAGUUUGAGGAAGCUUGCGUGGAGUUUGAAGACAUGUUUCGGAGAGGGCUUGUUCCCCAGUAUAUCACUUACCGGAUGCUUAUGAAAGAGAUCAAACGGCUCGGUUUGGUUGAGCUGGUUGAGAAGUUGACCAAUCUAAUGCGCUCAGUACCACAUUCUACAAAAUUGCCUGGCAGCUACAGAGAAAAGGAAGGUGAUGAUGCUAGAGAAAAGAGGAGAUUAAUAUUGGACAAAGCUCAGGCCGUUUCAAAUGUUCUGAAGGUGUGUAAAGAUCCUAAGGAGUUGCACAAGUUAAAAAAUGAUGAAGAAACUAUUGUUGAGGUCGCAGAUAGAGUAGUCGCCAACAUUAGGAAAAGAGUAUAUGGUGGCGUCUCUAGGGGACUAGGAUAACCUCUCCUCUUCCUUGAACAUCGAGUUGCCAAGAUCGAAUCAUCAAGAUUGUAGGACUCUCUUGUUAAUCUCUUCCCGUUCGGAUCUUGCAUUGUGCCACUGACCGAUUUUGUUAUAUAAAAUGUUUGUCCAAGUACGCCUUCA
Messenger RNA from Brachypodium distachyon (stiff brome), 1820 nucleotides. RefSeq names its product pentatricopeptide repeat-containing protein At5g11310, mitochondrial-like. The transcript has a single exon. The record is from RefSeq and is a predicted model, not a curated record. Gene Ontology annotation, molecular function: protein binding. Bases 51 to 1676 code for a protein of 541 amino acids. Lineage: Eukaryota; Viridiplantae; Streptophyta; Magnoliopsida; Poales; Poaceae.